Messenger RNA from Linnemannia hyalina, 834 nucleotides. The record is from the annotation of a GenBank genome assembly. Lineage: Eukaryota; Fungi; Mortierellomycota; Mortierellomycetes; Mortierellales; Mortierellaceae.
AUGUCUACAACGGCAACAAGAACAUUCGCCGUCUCUCCUUCCUCUCUCUCCUCCAAUACUGACACCACAGACAAGGACGGAUCCCUCCACCGCUACACCCAUCUCUCAACACCCUCAGAAAUCGCAUCCACUCACUUUGACCUCUCCCACAUCCCACCCUCCGAACACGCCCAGAUUCUACACGAUUUCAUCCUCGUCCCCGACUACCUUACCCCCGAAGAACACGACAUGAUGGUCAAAGGUGCCACCCUCAAACUGAAACGCGCUCUGGGAAAACAAGUCCGAUAUGAGGAUGGUCAUUUCGACGGGGUGAUCACUCGCUACCGGGAGUGCUCUGCUGGCGACUGGUCGAGCCCAUUUUCAGCCACCACUUCACCAUCUCCCGACCCCUUUUCCAACAAUGACAAGAAGGAGAGAACAACCCCCCGUGAAAUGAUGGACGCCAUAAAAUCCGACUUCUUCCCCUCAACCUGGACAUGGGUAUCACCCCACAUCCUAGAACUAGAAGCCGGUCAAGGUGGGAUCAAACCCCACGUCGACCACCUCGACGCCUCUGGCUCCGUCGUCGCAGGUCUCUGUCUAGGCUCCUCGGCGGUCAUGGAACUAAUCCAUCAGGACGACCCUCAGAAAUGGUUCCGUGUGCUCCUCCCGAAACGCAGUUUUUAUUUCCAGCGGGAUUCGGUGAGGUAUAGUUAUAAGCAUGGGAUCCCUAUUGAGCCGGAGGACCAUCAGUUCAGGGGGAAGGUUGUAUCAAAGGAGAAACGUAUUUCUGUCAUGCUGCGGAACGCAUUAGACCCCUCACUUCAUCCCGAUCGACCAAGCGCCAUGUAUUAA